Messenger RNA from Helianthus annuus (common sunflower), 1203 nucleotides. RefSeq lists its product as uncharacterized. Lineage: Eukaryota; Viridiplantae; Streptophyta; Magnoliopsida; Asterales; Asteraceae. The record is from RefSeq and is a predicted model, not a curated record. The transcript has a single exon. The coding region runs from base 1 to 1203 and encodes 400 amino acids.
AUGGAGGUUCGGCAGGCUGUCAAGGAUUACAAUUUGAGCUUGUGUGCUAUUUUAGAGUCUCAUGUGGAUGUCGGUAAGUUGGGCAAAGUGUGUAAAGCUGUGUUUCAUUCUUGGGAUUGGACUUCCAAUGGCGGAUGUUGUAACAAAGGCACAAGAAUAAUCAUUGGGUGGAAUCCUACUAUUUUUGAUGUAAUGAUCGUUGCUCAAUCUCCUCAGGUUAUGCAUUUACAGCUUGUUUUUAAAUUGGAUAAGAGAGUGCUUUUCUGUUCUGUUGUGUAUGCCGAUAAUUAUUAUGUUACGCGGAGGGAGCUUUGGCAUCUUCUGUCUAUGCAUAAAGUUUUUGUUGCGGAUCGGCCGUGGUGUAUUAUGGGUGAUUUCAACUCGGCUCUUAAUAUAGAAGAUAAUUCGAUGGGUUCUUCAUCCAUUUCGAUUGGUAUGAGGGAUUUUCAGGAUUGUGUUGAUGACAUAGAAGUUGUGGAUAUUAAUCGCACCGGUAUUCAUUUUACGUGGAGCCAAAAGCCUAAGAAUGGUGUGGGUCUUCUUAAGAAAAUUGAUCGGGUAAUGGGAAACACUCCGUUUCUUACUGAAUACCCGAACUCGGUUGCAUUUUUCAAGCCUUAUAGGCUUUCGGAUCAUUGCCCUUGUAUCUUGUCUAUCCCGGAAGCGUUGAAACUCAAACCGAGGCCGUUUAAGUUCGCUAAUUUUCUGGUUUUUAAACCUGAAUUUUUGGAGAUUGUUAAUAAGCAUUGGCCAAUUAAUGUUGACGGGGUUCACCAAUUUAGAGUUGUCAAGAAGUUAAAGUCUCUUAAACACCCUCUUCGGUCGUUGCUGUUCAGACAAGGAAAUCUCCACAAGAAAGUUGAAACUAGUCGGUUGAAGUUAGAUACUAUUCAGCGAAGGAUUGACCUAGAGCCGCAUAAUGCUGAUGUGCGGAAUGAGGAAGCUUCGAUUAGCCGUGAUCUUCAAGAGGCAUUAUUAGAUGAAGAGCGUUUUCUGAAACAAAAAGCUAAAGUUGAUUGGUUGAGUGCGGGUGACAUGAAUACGGCGUUUUUUCAUUCCUCUUUGAAGAUUCGAAAUCAUUGUAGUCGGAUUGAUGUUAUCAAAGAUAUUCAAGGGAAACUCUAUGAAGGCGAUAGUGUGUAUAAAGCUUUUGUUCAACACUAUGAGAAAUUUUUUGGCAAGAAAGGUGAUAUCUCGUUAUAA